This is a messenger RNA of Ogataea philodendri, 2643 nucleotides long. RefSeq lists its product as uncharacterized. The record is from RefSeq and is a predicted model, not a curated record. Gene Ontology annotation, cellular component: cytosol. The transcript is spliced from 8 exons. Gene Ontology annotation, biological process: chorismate biosynthetic process; aromatic amino acid biosynthetic process. Lineage: Eukaryota; Fungi; Ascomycota; Pichiomycetes; Pichiales; Pichiaceae. Gene Ontology annotation, molecular function: chorismate synthase activity; FMN binding. Bases 1 to 2643 code for a protein of 880 amino acids.
AUGUCUUCAUUUGGAACCAUUUUCAAAGUGACCACCUACGGUGAGUCGCACUGCCGCUCGGUUGGAUGUAUUGUGGACGGAGUACCACCAAACAUGAGUCUUACUGAGGAGGACGUCCAACCUCAGUUGUCGAGAAGACGUCCUGGCCAGUCCAAGUUGACUACUCCAAGAAACGAAAAGGACAGAGUUGAGAUUCAAUCUGGAACGGAGUUUGGCAAGACUUUGGGUACUCCUAUUGCGAUGGUUGUGAAGAACGAGGAUCAAAGACCAAAAGAUUACACUGAGAUGGAUGUUUUCCCAAGACCAUCGCAUGCGGAUUUCACCUAUCUUUCUAAAUACGGAGUGAAGGCUUCUUCUGGAGGAGGAAGAUCUUCUGCCAGAGAGACGAUUGGCCGUGUUGCUGCGGGGGCCAUUGCUGAGAAGUUUUUGAAACAAGUUAACGAUGUUGAGAUUGUUGCAUUUGUUUCUGGUGUUGGAGAAUGCCAGAUUGACCGUUCUGUUCAGAAUCCAGAGUUUAUGGAGCUGUUGUCGACUAUUACCAGAGAGAAGGUUGACCAAUCUGGACCUAUUCGCUGUCCUAUUCUCGAAAAGGCCGACGAGAUGACCCGUCUUGUUGUUGAUUGCAAAGAAAGAAACGACUCUGUGGGAGGUAUUGUGACCUGUGUGAUACGAAAUGUUCCUAUUGGUCUUGGAGAGCCGGCUUUCGACAAGCUGGAGGCCAUGCUUGCACAUGCUAUGCUCUCGAUUCCAGCUACCAAGGGAUUUGAGAUUGGGUCUGGAUUCGAAGGAACCAAGAUGAGAGGCUCAGAGCACAAUGAUCCGUUUGUGCAAAAGGGAUCGAAGCUGGGAACCGCGACCAACAACUCUGGAGGAAUCCAGGGAGGUAUUACGAACGGAGAAAACAUCUAUUUCAACAUUGCUUUCAAGCCUCCAGCCACCAUUUCGCAAGAGCAACAAACCUCUAGCUACGAGGGAGACAGCGGUGUUUUGAAGUCCCGUGGAAGACAUGACCCGAACGUUGUUCCUCGUGCCAUUCCAAUCGUGGAGGCCAUGGCUGCGCUGGUUCUUGCUGAUUCUUACUUGAUCCAGAAGUCUAGAGAGUCCACGUUUGGAAGCAACGAGUUGAGCGACGCCUCUUCCGGGAUGAGGUUGAGGGUCGAGUUGGACGCCUCGACCGGUUUCAGGACGGGGAUGUUGGCCAUUGGCGACGGUGGCUGCGGGUCCUCGAACGAGGUCUCUGCUGUGAAGAACGACUGGAUGCUGGACUGGUAUGAGAAGUUGCGUUUGAGCGAGCGGCCCAGCGUCGUGGACAGCGUUGAGAGCGAGCGUUUGAGCGCGGAGACCGGCGGAAUGGCGUCGGUGUCGAUCUGGUGGACCAUGUCCGACUCGAGCUGCCACCGUUUGCGUUUCCACGAGCUGAUGGACAAGUUAUCGCCGUCGUCCGCAGAUGCCACGAUCAGCGUGUCGUACACCACUGCGGCGCCCGCUACCGACGAUAGACUCAGCUGCGAGUCGUUCUGGUUGUUGGUUUUCGAGUUAGCCAGACUCACGCUGGUGUCGAGCGACGUCCAGGCCCAGGUCGACGACGUAACGUCGAGCCGCGCAAAGUUGGGCGUGCUAUUUGACCCGGAGCUCGACUCGCCCCCCACCAUCAGCACAGACUCCACGGAAAAGUCCGUCCUUGAAACUCCAGGACUCGUACUGCCAAACAGCAAGCUGUUUCAGGCUGACCCAGCCUUCCUGGGUCUGGCCCCCGACGAGAACCAUGGUGUUGUGGUUGAUCAGCACGGACGCGGCGUUAUCGAGUCGGCCCGGGCGAGCGUCGCCAGCAUCGCCAGCACAAGAAGAGCCAGUAUCGUCAUGGUGAAAGUUCUGUGCGGCGAAUUUUUGCACGGAAAAAAUAACCCCAGUAUUUACAAAUUGCCCAAACAGGCAACCAGAUUGGCCUCUACAAGUGCUCGAAAUGUUCCAAUAAAUCAGCAUAGCUUGCUCAGACUGCCCGAGCUGCUAGCAACCUUCUCGUUCGCGUCCGCAAGCCGCAGACGCAGAAACUCGGCCUUCUCCAACGACUCGUUGAACCGCGACCGUAUCCACUGCACCAGCUCGUUCAGCUUCGGCGAAGUGGCCGGCUUGGACGAAUUCUGGUGCCACCAGUCGCUCGCAAUCGACAUAGCCUUCGCCAACGACACGGGGUUGUUGGUCGACGACGAAGAUGGGGGCAGCGGAAUCAGCUGGCUCGACUUGACCUCCGCGAAAAGCGAUAUUGCGUGGGCCAUCGUCGCCAGCAGUUCAAGCUGUCUGAUCACUUCAGAGUCCUCGAGCGACGCCUGCCCGGUCUGCAGAGGCCUCAACGUCUUGGUAGCCAGCAGGCUCGCAGAUAUAUUCGUAAGUGCACUAUCUGCGGCAAUCGGCAUCUUGCGGUCUCCUAAACUUGGUCUGCGGUUAGAUCCCAUAGAAGAGGUACGGCUAGAAGGCGAGAAACGACGCUGCGUGAAGGCCCCCAUAGGACCUCCUGAGGCUGGACCGGUCUGGUCCACAUUUCCUGACUUUGGCGUUGAGAUCGCCUCUGCUCCGGUGCCUGCCUUUGCAAGCUCAUCAGCAAUAGCAUUCACCUCCACAGUGCGUUUCUCAACGACAACGUAG